Molecule: messenger RNA, 2222 nt
Organism: Phacochoerus africanus (Common warthog)
Lineage: Eukaryota; Metazoa; Chordata; Mammalia; Artiodactyla; Suidae
Gene: EFHC1
Product: EF-hand domain containing 1
Exons: 11
Coding region: 140-2062 (640 amino acids)
Biological process (GO): mitotic cytokinesis; mitotic spindle organization; cilium-dependent cell motility
Cellular component (GO): mitotic spindle; axoneme
Molecular function (GO): calcium ion binding; alpha-tubulin binding
Source: RefSeq, a predicted model, not a curated record
GUGGACAGCGCACGCGCAGACCUGGCACGCGGGCGCUCCGGCUGUUUGGCGUUGCCAUGGAGCUGCCCAGGCCUGGCCAAGGAACGCGGCUGGGCGUCUGGGCAACCCGGGAGGACCAAGCCCGCGCGAGGUGGCUGCGAUGGUGUCUCACCCAGUGCACGGCCUGCCCUUUCUCCCGGGCACGUCCUUUAAGGACUCCACGAAAACAGCAUUUCAUAGAAGCCAGACGCUGGGCUACAGGAACGGCUAUGCGGUCGUUCGCCGUCCAACAGUCGGGAUAGGUGGGGACCGGCUCCAGGUCAACCAGCUGUCCCAGGCUGAGCUGGACGAGCUGGCCAGCAAGGCCCCGGUGCUCACUUACGGCCAGCUGAAGCGGGCCCCGCCGGCAGAGUUCAUUCCUGCACACGUGGCUUUUGACAAAAAGGUGCUGAAAUUUGAUGCCUAUUUCCAAGAAGAUGUUCCCGGGUCAACUGAGGAACAUUACAGGAUCCGCCAAGUGAAUAUUUACUACUAUCUAGAGGAUGAUAGCAUGUCUGUCAUAGAGCCUGUCGUGGAAAACUCUGGGAUCCCUCAAGGCAAGUUAAUCAAACGCCAGCGGCUACCCAAGAACGACCGGGGAGACCAUUACCAUUGGAAGGACCUGAACCGAGGAAUAAACAUCACCAUUUAUGGCAGAACUUUCCGCAUUGUCAAUUGUGACAAAUUCACGCAGGUAUUUCUGGAAAGUCAAGGGAUUGAAUUAAAUCCACCAGAGAAGAUGGCUCUUGAUCCUUACACUGAACUCCGGAAGCAGCCUCUUCGUAAGUAUGUGACUCCAACGGACUUUGAUCAACUGAAGCAGUUUCUCACCUUUGACAAACAGGUCCUUCGAUUCUAUGCAAUCUGGGAUGAUACAGACAGCAUGUUUGGUGAAUGUCGGACCUACAUCAUUCAUUACUAUCUGAUGGACGACACAGUGGAAAUUCUGGAGGUCCACGAACGGAAUGACGGGAGAGACCCCUUCCCCCUCCUGAUGAACCGCCAGCGCAUGCCCAAGGUUUUGGUGGAGAAUGCAAAGAACUUCCCUCAGUGUGUGCUGGAAAUCUCUGAUCAGGAGGUGCUGGAAUGGUACACCGCCAAGGACUUCAUCGUCGGAAAGCCACUCACUAUGCUGGGGAGAACCUUCUUCAUUUAUGACUGUGAUCCAUUUACUCGGCAGUAUUACAAAGAGAAGUUUGGCAUCUCCGAUCUACCACGCAUUGACGUGAGCAAGAAGGAGCCGCCUCCUGUGAAACAGGAAUUGCCUCCCUAUAAUGGUUAUGGACUCAUCGAAGACUCUGCUCAGAAUUGCUUGGCUCUCAUUCCAAAAGCUCCCAAAAAAGAUGUCAUUAAAAUGCUGAUGAAUGACAACAAGGUGCUUCGUUAUUUGGCUGCACUGGAAUCCCCCAUCCCAGAAGACAAGGGCCGCCGGUUUGUCUUAUCUUAUUUUCUAGCCACUGACAUGAUCAGUAUCUUUGAGCCUCCUGUUCGAAAUUCAGGGAUCAUUGGGGGCAAGUACCUCGGCAGAACUAAAGUUGUCAAGCCCGACUCCUCCAUGGAAAACCCCAUCUACUAUGGCCCCAGUGACUUCUUCAUUGGUGCCGUGAUUGAAGUGUUUGGCCACCGGUUUGUCAUCCUCGAUUCCGAUGACUAUGUUUUGAAAUACAUGGAGAGCAACCCUACCCAGUUUUCCCCAGAAGCUCUCCUGUCAAUUCAGAACCACAUUCGAAGGCGAGACACUCCUGCACUGGAAUUGGACAGCCAGCGGACAGAAAAGGACCCAGGCACACAGGAACUAGAGGUGCUGAUUGACACGAUCCAGAAGCAGCUGAAAGAUCACCCGUGCAGGGACAGCAUCCGUGAGGCCUUUCGGAUUUAUGACACGGAGGCUUCAGGAUACGUGGACAGGGAGACAUUCUUUAAAAUCUGCGACUCUCUGCACCUCCCGGUGGAUGAUUCUCUGAUUAAGGAGCUCGUCAGGAUGUGCUCCCACGGAGACGACAAGAUGGACUAUUCCAGCUUUGUCCGCGCUUUCUCCCACUGAGCUGCUGAGGACGAGCGCAGCAUGUUUCGAGGUCAGGCCUACACACACCUUGUGCUCUUCCUAGAGGCCUUUACAGAGCUCUUGAAGUGACGUUUCGUCUCUGAGUCUUAUAUUCCACUACCACUGAAGCCUAAAUUAAAUUGGAUCUUGUAGGAGCUAA